This is a messenger RNA of Amphimedon queenslandica, 1818 nucleotides long. Its product is annotated as zinc finger BED domain-containing protein 1-like. Gene Ontology annotation, molecular function: DNA binding; protein dimerization activity. The record is from RefSeq and is a predicted model, not a curated record. NCBI's taxonomy places the organism in Eukaryota, Metazoa, Porifera, Demospongiae, Haplosclerida, Niphatidae. Bases 1 to 1818 code for a protein of 605 amino acids. The transcript has a single exon.
AUGGCUUCUCCUUCUUCUACUUCAAAACGAUCCAGAAGUUCAGUGUGGACAUAUUUCAAUAAAGUAGAUGAUGACAAGAAUGCUGCUUGCCUAAUCUGCAAAAGCAAGUUAACAUAUUGUAAGAAUACAAGCAACUUACUAAAACAUCUCCAGACAAAACAUCAAAAAGAGUACCAGGAAUGUCUUGAGGAAAGGAAAGCAAAUGAGAAUCAAAAGAAGGCCAAACGUUCAGAAUCAUCCACGCCAGUUCAAACAAUACCUGAUAUGUUCCUUCAGAGCCAUCCAUAUUCCAGUGACUCUAUGAAAAAGAAGAAAAUAGAUGAUGCAGUUAUUGAAUUUAUUUGCAAAGAUAUGCAACCUACCUCUGUAGUUGAAGAUGCUGGUUUUAAGAAACUGGUCACUGUGCUUGACAAUCGUUAUCAAGUUCCUAGUCGGCGUACAAUAACAAGAGAAAUUCUACCAAAGAAGUAUGAAAGUACGAAAGCAAAGAUUGAGGAAGAGAUGAACACUGCUACUUCUGUUGCUCUUACCACAGACAUAUGGACAUCAUGCCAAACAAAAUCCUACUGUUGUGUUACAGCUCAUCUAAUAAAUGGAGACUGGGAGCUGAAGUCAUACCUUUUGGAAACCUUUCAUUUCUGCUUGGAUCACACAGCAGCCAAUAUUUCGAUAGAGUUACAACGAGUUGUUGAAAGCUGGAACAUACAAGAUAAAAUAGUAUGUGUGGUCACUGACUAUGCUGCUAACAUGGUGGCUGCUAUUUCAUCAACUCGUUGGCGUCAUCUACCAUGCUUUGCACACUCUCUAAAUCUUGUAGUCCAGAACUCAAUCAAGAGUGAUCCUGAGCUUUUUGCAAUACAAACAAAGUGUAAAAAUGUUGUUUCACACUUUCAUCGCAGUGUUAAAUCAACAGAGAAGCUAGGAGAGAUCCAACGCCAACUUUCACUCCCAGAGCACAAGUUGAUACAAGAUGUUUCCACUCAUUGGAAUUCAACUUACAUCAUGCUUGAACGUUUUUACGAGCAAUUUGAAGCAAUAACAAUGACUCUCUGUUUGGUGAAUCAAAAUGAUCUUUGCUUGAAAGCUGACAAGAAGGACACAAUUUCUAGAGCACUGCAACUAUUAAAGCCAUUUUUAGAAGCCACAGAGAACAUAUCAGGGCAAGCAUAUGUUUCUAUUUCAAUGAUAGUUCCUUUAACGAAAAUUCUUCAACAGCACUGUAGCUCACUUUAUAGAGCCAAUCCUUCCUCAGUACUUGCUGGAUCCCUGAACUCAGAACUGAAUAACAGGUUUACGUCUAUUGAGACCCACUAUGUCACAGCAGUUAGCACUCUACUUGAUCCGCGUUUUAAAAAAAUUUCCUUCGCUGACAAGACAGCCCUUAGCCACACAAUGAACAGAAUAACACAAGAGUUACAAACGGUUGUUCCCGAACCAUCAAUCAACUCAACUGAUCAGGAUUCUAGGUCACCUGACAUGGAAGAGGCCUCAACUGACAGUAUUUGGAACUCAUUUGACCAAAAGGCUAAGGAGUCACAAAUUCAUCGAACUUCUACUGUUGAGGCAACUAUAGAAGUCAGGAGAUACUUCGAGGAAGCCGUCAUUAGUAGAAAUAAAGAUCCUCUUGAAUGGUGGAAAGAAAACAGCUGUCGUUUCCCAUUGUUAAAAGUGCUAGCAAGACGUUAUUUAUGCAUUCCAGGUUCAUCUGUCCCUUCUGAAAGACUUUUUUCCCAGGCAGGAGUCCUAGUUUCUGAAAGAAGAAAUCGUAUCUCACCAAAGAAUGUGGACAUCAUUUUGUUUCUCAACCAGAACUUAUAG